CAGACUGUGACUGCGCUCCCUCUUUCCCUAACAUUCAAACAUGGCGAAACUCUUUGCCAUCAUCAUACCACCUCCGUCGCCCUCACCCUGCUCCACUUCAUCGGUAUCAUCACCACCGCCAUCAUUAUCUUCACCGUUAUCAUCACCAUUAUCUCCGGUAGCGUGAUGACCCGGGAGGAUGGAGAAGUUGUCGGCGAGCCUGUCGGAGAUCACUUGGAGCCCGUUGGCGCUGCCGUUGGACGCGGUGGUCAGCAAGUUCCGUUUGCCCACUCUGGUCCGUCUGGCCCACGGUGAAUGUGUGGAGGGGCUGUCGGAGGAGGAUGUGGUGCUGUUACACUCCUGUCGUCAGUGGACCACAGUGACUGCCCACAGCUUAGAAGAGGGACACUACGUUAUUGGACCCAAGAUAGACAUCCCUCUGCAAUACCAGGGGAAGUUCAAGUUGUUGGAUGAAGACCGAGACGUCAGGGAUCCUGUCCAGUAUUUUUCCAGUGUGGAGGAAGUUGCUGGAGUCUUCCCUGACCGAGUGUUUGUCAUGGAGACGAUCACUUUUAGUGUCAAGGUGGUUUCAGGGGAGUUCAGUGAGGACAGUGAGCCCUACAGCUUCACUCUGCAGGCUGGAGAUGAGCUGUCACUCAUGGGGAAGGCGGAGCUUCUCUGUGCCACGCCCUCUAAGGACAAGACAGGACUGAGCGCGCUCCUGAGACGCCUGGGAAAGACUCCUAGAAGUAAAACUCCCUGCCUGGUCUGUAUGAACCAUCGCACCAAUCAGAGCGUAAGCCUACCCUUUGGUUGCCGUGGACGCUUUUGCACACGCUCCCCUCUGGAGCAAGGCAUGCUGGGAGGGGAGCACACGGUACGCAGCAUCAUCGAGAGGGUUCGCCUCCCUGUCAAUGUGUCCGUGCCUUCACGACCGCCACGAAACCCCUACGACCGCCAUGCGGUCCGAGAGGGCCACCGCUACAAGCUGCUCAACAUCGUCAGCAAGACGGUGGUACUCUGCAUGGUACUCCGCCGACAGGAAGUCUCCCCCUCCCACUUCCUGCUGCUGCGUUGCAUGCCCCGGUUCAACGUGGCCGAGGCCUCUGGCCACACAGCAGCGCUAGAGAGCCUCCUAUUGCGACACGCGUUCGACCCAGAUGCCUACUCUCGAGCUGUUAGAGAAACCCGGCCAGAGCUGGAGUGUAUGACAGAGGAGUGCGUGAGCCCGCGGCGCUCUCGCAUGUGUGUGUCGGAUCAGGACUCCUUGGCACCGGCACUGCAGCGCCUCUCCAUGUGCGGGUAUGGGGGAGGGGUUUCAGACAGCCUAUCACAGCGCUGCAGAGACUCUCUGGUGGAGCGGCUGGGGGAGGGACCAGGUGAGGAGCGGGAGUAUAUGACUCCUGAGUGGACUGAGGCUGAAAUGAGGACCAGUGAGGAAAUCCCUUACGAGGAACUCUGGACCAAUCAAAACGCAGAGGGCUUGGGGAAGGAGCCGAACCUCAUCUCCUUCCAUUCGACUUCCUCAUUGGACGGGUCUCUUGGUACCGUGGUGACAAGAGUGUCGACCCCGCCACCUGUACCUCCAAAAUCUGAUGCUGUAAGAGAGGAGUGUCGCUACUUGAUCGCCCCUCCAGUUCCCCCUCGCUGCUCUAAAGGAGGCUCCAUCUCCAGUCCGGUCCCGAGCCCUCCUGUCCCACCUCGCUUCCCCAAAACCUCCACCUCUCCGAGGCCCAACCUCUCUUUCUACUCCUCUGGACUUCAGGAAAGCUGCUCACCCUCUCCAGAUGCUUCGCUCUACUGUUACCCGUGCUCCUGGGCGGACUGCCCGGCCCCCAACCCUGCCAGUCCUGAGCCAGUCUUUGCCAUCACUGCAGACAACACAGCCAAUCCUCAGCCAGCACAGGCCACCUGGGCAGAGCCGUGGGUAGAUUCUUUCACCUCCUCCGGACCUCGACUAAGGCCGCCUCCUCCACAGAGUCGAUUUGCUCCCUUCGGGGCGUUGAACCCCUUCAACCGCCAGUCCCCUUGCCCCUCCCCUGAGCCCACUGCCAAUUCCACAACAGAUUCCUCCAGAGGUGCAGAAGGCGGUGGGACGUCCACAGGGGUCACCGAAAGCUUGUCCCCGCCCCCUGACCCCACCUGGCGGCCUCCUGCGGACCUGUCUGUGCUGUCAUUGGAGGAGGUGUCGGCAUGCCUGCGGUUCAUCGGCCUAUCAGAGGCAGCGGUGGCCGUGUUCCAGAGGGAGAGAAUCGACGGCAGCCUCCUGGUGCAGCUGACUGAUGACAUCCUGUCACAUGACUUCCACCUGAGCCGACUCCAUGUCACCAAGAUCACACAGUUCAUACAGGGCUGGAGGCCCAAGAUCUAACGUGUACACACACACACACACACACACACACACACACACACACACACACACACACACACACACACACACACACACACACACACACACACACACACACACACACACACACACACACACACACACACACACACACACACACACACACACACACAGCCCUGAUAAUGUGCCUGUUGGCUUCUGAGCUAUCCUGAAUGUGCCUUCCAAUGUGACCAACUGGCUGCUGAGCCUCACUGACUGAAGCUGAGCCUUUGCUGAAGGAAACCACGCCACCCUGUGGUCAAACUAUAGAACUGACACUCGAGUCUCUGACUGACUGACUGCAUAUUUCUGUCUGGAUCACAGACUGGGACUAGUUUACUAACAAAUGGCUACAACAGAGAGCUACAUGAUGAAAGUGCCGUGUUUCUUUGGGACAUAUAGUCAACCACAAUACAUCUUCAUGCUUCGAGACAGCGAAAGGUUUUUAGCACUACAUGCUGCGGUCCCACAUAAAAUCUGAUAUAAAGGGAAGAAACAAACCUUCAUUCUCCAUAAUAAAAAUAGAUGGUUUAAUGUGAGUUUCUGCAAUAUAAGGGGCAUUGAAGGGACAAUGCUCCACCUUUUAAGUGGAUGUCCGAUCAGAACUGAUGGUAAAUGUAGGCAAUUGAAGCAAUAAAGUUCACUGUUGGAAAUGUAGCUAGUUUGCAAUACAAACGAAGAGAAGAAGGAACUCCCUGGCUACCCACAGGCUUCUUUUUAAAUCCAAUUAUUACAUGACGCUUUGGCAAUAUUGUCUUUGUUACACUUUGUGCCAUUGAAGUAUAUUAAAUUGAAUCGACUAGAAAUCCAAGCUGAACUAACAGCCUGUAGUUCUUCCUUGCAUCCAUCUACGUCACUGUCAGAUCAAACGACGGCACUGGAUGCAGGAAGAACAGAUUUUGCAGCUGCAAACGUUCUCUGUCAGUUUAGCACACACUGAGACAUUUACCAUCAACACUGAUUGGCACGUAAACAGUGGUGACCAGUAGGACACGUGACACUGAACCUGUUCCCUACCUGAGUCUCUUGCACAGCCUUCUUCAUGUGUUCUUCUUCAUCUGUGCAUUGAGCUUCAGUGGCCUGUAAUUGGCAGAAAUAACAAUUAUUAGGAGAUAAGAAAAAGCUAGUUGUUUGAAGCUAAAAGAAAAAAGAAAGUAAGUCAGAAGCACCCAAUAAAGUAAUGAUGGA
Messenger RNA from Cottoperca gobio, 3556 nucleotides. RefSeq names its product GRB2 associated, regulator of MAPK1-like (gene garem2). Lineage: Eukaryota; Metazoa; Chordata; Actinopteri; Perciformes; Bovichtidae. The coding region runs from base 179 to 2350 and encodes 723 amino acids. The transcript is spliced from 7 exons. The record is from RefSeq and is a predicted model, not a curated record.